Molecule: messenger RNA, 1713 nt
Organism: Serpula lacrymans var. lacrymans S7.9
Lineage: Eukaryota; Fungi; Basidiomycota; Agaricomycetes; Boletales; Serpulaceae
Exons: 5
Coding region: 106-1575 (489 amino acids)
Biological process (GO): nucleoside transmembrane transport
Cellular component (GO): fungal-type vacuole membrane; plasma membrane
Molecular function (GO): nicotinamide riboside transmembrane transporter activity; nucleobase transmembrane transporter activity
Source: RefSeq, a predicted model, not a curated record
GUCUGUUCCGAGUUUGGUUGGCUUGCGUGCAUUCGUCGAGAUUAGCACUGCUUACUACCGUAUGGUUCUUCCCACCAACUGAAGUCUCGUUGGUUCGGGCCCCUUAUGUCCUACAAGCUUCCAGCAUCGUCGAUAUCAGAGAUUGAAGCACCAUACCAACUCGUUUCCCAGUUGCCAGAUAAUCAUGGUCAGCUCAUCGGAGGCGAUAUAAUCAUCAACGACGGCGCUGGUGCACUGGUGUCAGACUCUAUGACGGAUCCACGAAUACACUGGGUCUAUUUCAUGCUUGGCUGUGGUGGUCUAGUGCCAUGGAAUGCUAUGAUCAGUGCUACACCUUUCUUUCUUACCAGGAUGACUGGAUCUCCUCUUCAAUCGAGCUUUAGUUCAUAUCUAUCUAUGACAUUUACCGGUGCCCAAUUUAUUUUCUUGAUCCAUGCGACUGCUACUGUAAAACAGUCUCCCCCCUCAUGGCGAGCCUCUCGUACGAUGAACAUUCUCGCCGUUUUGGUCUCUCUCCUCGUGCUCAGCACUUUCAUACGCAUCCCUCCCGGAUGGUUUUUCACAUUCGUCAUUCUCAAUGGUAUAUGUCAAGCGGCAGCAUCAGUCUACAUGUCCUCUGCUUUUUACGCAGGAGCCUCUCUCUUUGGUCCAUCGUAUUUGCAAGCAGUUAUGACAGGUCAAGCUGCGGUUGCGGUGGUUAUGAGUAGUGUCCAGGUCAUGACCUCCCUCACGUCCGUUUUCGGAGAGGCGCCAAAAAGCAUCGACACGGCCGGAAAUGGUGCAGCAGAGGAAAGAUCUGCAUCCAUAUUCCUGUCGAUUUCUCUGCUAUUUCUCGUGGCAACUGCCAUGGCUCAUUCGUGGAUGAUCACUCUUCCAGAAUACAAGGCCAAAGUUGGCGUGUUAGAGCAUAAGAGGUUUCCCAUCACCUCUGAUAGUGAUUCAGACGAACUUGAAAUGCUCGUAUCUCAUGGACCGAUUACGACUUCAGCCGAUAAUAACGCGCAGGUAUUCCGCGUAUUCAAUGCUACUUUUAUUUAUCAGUUUACCGCUUUUUAUGUCUUUGUUGUCACAUUGGCUGUAUUCCCACCUAUCACGAUCUCCAUCGGACCCUCCAAUCCGAGGAUACACCCAUUACUGUUCAGUUCCUUCCAUUUCCUCAUCUUCAAUAUCGGGGACUUCGUGGGACGAUAUGUAUGCUCCUUCCCUCGCCUGAUAAUCUGGUCUGCUCGUCAGCAAGUAGUAUUGGCUGCACUACGGACGUUAUUCAUUCCUUUGUUCCUCAUCUGCAAUGUCCAACGACCGUCUUCGACGAAUAUCAUUACGCCGGUUAUCACUUCGGACAUUUUGUACAUGUUCAUUCUGUACAUGUUUGGCAUGACGAAUGGCUACGUCUCCAGUGUCUCCGUGAUGGCCGCUUCGUCGUUGGACCGAAGCCCAAGGUUAAAGGGACGAGAUGACGUCGAUGUUGCGGCUACAGUGGCCAAUUUCUGUAUUACAGCAGGUUUGGCGGUUGGGAGCGUGGCGAGCUUUGCAGUAAGGGCUGCGGUUUGCGACUGUAACCCCUUUACAGAAUGAGGGUGUAACAAUAUGUGGACGGUUGUAUCGAGCGGUUGUUUCCUGUAACAUAACAUAAUACUGAAAGGAUAAAGCGCAUUAUAUAGGAAAGUGGUGUGGUUAUCUUCGUUGGUGAGGAGUUGCUGUAUAAGCCACAGC